AUGGCGGAGAGGCAGGAGUCGGUCUCCGGCGGCGGUGCGGCGGCACCGAUGUGCGCCAACAGCUGUGGGUUCUUCGGUAGCGCGGCGACCAACAACUUCUGCUCCAAGUGCUACAAGGACCACCUGACCAAGACCGCCGCCGCCGCAAGAAGGUGGGGCUACAAGGACCAACAGGUGCGCGUCGUGCCGCAAGAAGGUGGGGCUGCUGGGGUUCCCUUGCCGCUGUGGCGCCACGUUCUGCGUGCUGCACCGGUACGCGGAGAAGCACGCGUGCGGCUUCGACUUCAAGACGGCGGGCCGGGAGAAGACCGCCAAGAACAACCCGCUCGUCGUGGCAGCCAAGAUCAACAAGAUCUGAUGCAGAGCAAACGCAAGAGUGCGCAAGUGGUGGCGGCAGUGGCAGAGCAGCUCGUGCCGCGGCCGGCCGGUACCGGCCGGCGGAUGGGGGCGACGGGCUUCGCCUGCCACUGUUCCAACGACACCGAGAACGGACUGCCAACGCCUUCACCGGAUAAGGGAAAAAGCUUGGAUGAGUGGCCAGUCCUUCGCCGGUGGGAUGUUCCAUGGGAGUGGCCAACGAUUUCCCUCACCAUGGUGGCAUGUGCAGUAAGCUUUCUUUUGACAGGGGUAGUUGAGCAAUCUAUUUUGGAGCAACUAGGUUUUCAAGCUGGGGAGACAACUCUAGAUGAGAAGGCAGAAAUACUCUUCUUGGGACAACUUAGCACGACAGUAGUUGUACUUGGAGUUAUAUUUGGCAUCACCAGUACAUUUCGACCAUUCUCAGAUGAUAUAUUUCGCUAUGAAUUCAAGGAACCACUUAAGCUGCAAAAUGGUUGGCUUCUGUGGUCUGGAAUCGGCCUAUUUGUUGCAAUAGUUGCUAUUGCUUUAGCAGGUGCUGCAAUGACAUUUCUGAAUGGUGAAACACCACAGAGAGAGACGGACUCGCUGGUCCUUUUGUUGCCGCUCAUUGGCUCAUCAAACGUUAGCACUGCCUGUUUGCUGGGCAUCACUGGGAUUUUGGCACCCAUUCUGGAGGAAACUGUGUUUCGAGGAUUUCUUAUGGUAUCCCUGACUAUGUGGUUCUCUACUCCAUAUGCUGUGCUUAUCACUGCUGCAAUGUUUGCCUUUGCUCAUCUUACACCAGGAGAAUUCCCACAGCUUUUUGUGCUUGGUGUUGUCUUAGGAUUUUCAUAUGCUCAAACUCGCAAUCUUCUAACUCCUAUUGCCAUACAUGCUGUCUGGAACUCUGGAGUAAUAUUGUUGCUAACCUUUCUUCAGAUGCAAGGGUAUGAUAUCAGGGAGCUUUUGCAGGCAUCUUGA
This is a messenger RNA of Miscanthus lutarioriparius, 1320 nucleotides long. Lineage: Eukaryota; Viridiplantae; Streptophyta; Magnoliopsida; Poales; Poaceae. The record is from the annotation of a GenBank genome assembly.